AUGCGUCGAUACCUUGGCAUAAUCCGACCAAUCACUCCACACUUGCUGCGGGGCUUCUCAUCAUCGGUAGCUAGCCCCGAACCCCCUGAUGAUCCAUUCGACGGAUUCACGCGUUCAAUACACAUGAAGAAACAGUUUGUGGAGGUCAAGCAACUUGACGGCAGUGUCAAGAAGGUACCAAGUGGUCUUGUUGACAACUCCAAAGAGUGGAUAGGUGAUGCGAUGGUACGUUAUCAACUGAAAAUGACCGCAAACAUAGAUUGGACAAUGGAGGGUUUCGCGGAGCGAGCGCGGAAGCGGCUACUUGAGAGACAUAAACGUCGACAAGUGAUUACCGCGGAGACGAUUGAGAAAAGAGGCAGCCUGGACUUGGCUGUGGCGCACAUGGUCUGCAAUCUCGGUGGACGCGUCCAGUUUGUUGGCGAUUCGCCAAACCGCUGGCGUCAGCGCUACAACAAGGGCCCACCUGAUCUCCCUCCCUUCUGCUCAGACGACCUCAAACUUGAGGCCAUCGACCUUUCUGGCACCGCCAUCAUGUACGAAGGCCUAACGAGAUUGCCUCAGUUGACGCAUUUGAAGAUUCUGCGAUUGCGAAGGUGUCUCUAUCUGAAUGAUCACUGCCUCUCCCUGGUUGGUCAGAUAACCGAAUCUCCGCUGGAAUACCUUGACAUCAGUGAGUGUCAUCGCAUAACGGCCAAUGGAAUCACCACUCUCACUGAACUCAAAAGCCUUCAACGCCUUCUUUUGCAAGGCAAUCCCACCCUUGAGGAUCGGGAAUUAGUUUGUCUCCUGUUAGAGGAGUAUCUGCCGAAAGUCUACAUCGAAGGCGUGGAUUACUUGGGAAAUCUCCCAGAGGCUGCCAAGCAGCGAGUCCUCGCUCUGGAUUCAUCUGAAAACGACUCGCUCCUCACAGAGCAUGUCGCCGAGGAGGCAGAGAGCCUCCGUGUUACUUCUAAAUGA
Messenger RNA from Mesocestoides corti, 960 nucleotides. The record is from the annotation of a GenBank genome assembly. NCBI's taxonomy places the organism in Eukaryota, Metazoa, Platyhelminthes, Cestoda, Cyclophyllidea, Mesocestoididae.